Molecule: messenger RNA, 1182 nt
Organism: Lathyrus sativus (Indian pea)
Lineage: Eukaryota; Viridiplantae; Streptophyta; Magnoliopsida; Fabales; Fabaceae
Source: the annotation of a GenBank genome assembly
AUGCCGUCUACGGAGAAUCAGAGCUCUUCUGCUUCUUCCUCAUUUUCGUCCUUUGGCAGAUCGUUAUUCGGUAUCAGGCAGGAACAGGUUCAUUCUGUGGAAGCAAGUCAUGAGACAGAUUCAUGUAAUUUAGAGCUUGGGUCGUUCCAAAAACGUGUUACGGAUCGUUUUCAAGACCUUUCUGUGGUUAGUGAUGAUGAAUUGCUAUCAAUUGAUUGGAUGCAGAAGCUUCUCAAUGUAUUUAUAUGCUGCCAUGAGGAAUUCAGAGCGAUUAUGUUGAAUAAUAAAGAGCAGGUAUCGAAGCCUCCUCUGGAUCGGAUGACGUCUGAGUUCAUUGAGAGGUCGGUUAAGGCUCUUGAUAUUUGUAAUGCGAGUCGAGAUGGGAUUGAGAAUAUCCGUAUGUGGCAAAAGCAUCUAGAAAUUGCGAGCUGUGCUUUGGGUUCAAAUAAGCGACCCUUGAGUGAAGGGCAGUUUAAGAGAGCUAGAAAGGCGCUGAUGGAUUUAGCAUUGGCAAUGCUUGACGAGAAAGAAUCGGGAUCCGUUUUUUCUCAACGUCAUAGAUCUUUUGGGCGGCAUAACUCGAGCAAGGAUCAACAUUCGGCAGGGCAUUCAAGAUCACAUUCAUGGAGUGUCUCUCGGUCCUGGUCUGCAGCCAAGCAACUACAAUCCAUUGCAAAUAACCUGGUUCCGCCUCGCGCGAACGAAAUUGCUGCAAACAGCAGGCUUUCGGUUUCUGUUUACACAAUGAACUGUAUUCUCUUGUUUGUUUUGUGGAUCCUUGUUGCAGCUAUACCUUGUCAGGAUAGGGGUUUAAACCUUCAUUUUUCAGUCCCGAGGCAAUUUACCUGGAGCACUCCAGUUACUUUGCUUCACGAACGGAUCAUGGAGGAGUCAAAGAAGCGAGAGCGCCGCAACUCAAGUGGUUUGCUGAAGGAGAUAUAUCAAAUUGAAAUAACCACCCGCCACUUGACAGACCUGGUAGAUUCUGCUCAGUUUCCAUUGACCGAGAAACAUAAAAUGGAAAUUGAACAGGAUUUGAAGGAGCUAAAGCUUGUUUUGGAAGCUUUUCGAGAUGGAUUGGAUCCGUUGGAGUGCCUUGUAAGGGAGGUGUUCCGAAAGAUAGUGAUUUGCCGAACCGAAGGGCUUGAUUCACUUGGUGCAUCUAACUAUACAGGGCAAUGA